AUGUUAUAUGAAGCUGAUUCAUCGUCGAAAGAAUUUCUCGAGAAGCACUCAGGUUAUCUGGCACAAUUGAAGGAAGAUCACCACAAGAUGGCUUCAUGCUUCUCAAUACCGGAUGAUAAUGAGAAUGCCGAGGACCCAAGUGAAGAGGCAUCACCGAUCCUGCAUAACUGGGAUGGUCUUGUCCAGCCGCUACCUAAUCAGGUAGAUGCCAAAUUACAAACCCUGAUGUACAAGCUUCUCGAUCAGCUUGACUCAGGUAACUGGAAUCACACUUUCAACGAGACCGAUCGCAACUGUCGUCCCAGCGAUGCGGUAGUUCGCACCUACAUCAACCAUAUGAGAAAUGGCCUUGAAGCUCUCCUAGAACUCAGCCCAAUCGUGCGGAAGCAGAGUUGGUCGGAUGCUGUGGCAUACGCCCGUGCGGUAAUACAAGAGCCUCAAGACACUGUGCAACGUUCAAAAGCCACGUGGGCUAGAUCAUGCUCAAUCAUUCAUCGGGAACUGAAGAAAAGAUUUGGGCAAGAAGUGAAAUCAAUGGCUGCUCAGGGGUGUACACAGCUAGUAUCUGACCAUUACCUUGGUAAUAGACUCAGUGUGUCACACGUGGAUAAAGAGGCGAGCUUUCGCCAGCAACUCCUCAGGUUAAAGCCGAGCCUCGCAUACUAUCCUGAUAGCAGCCCCUUGGCGGUAGGAACCUACGAAAGUGCCUUUCUUUCCUGCUCUCUGGUGGCAUCGGCUUGGCUCCCUCUUGAGGAAGCCUUGAAAUACGCAGCCAUAUGCCAUUUAUCGGUAUGUGAUGACUAUUGGAACUUUACCGGCACAGAAACCGAAGUUCGGGUCCGAUUGGUCGCCCAGUCAAUUGGUGCUGCUUUCGACUUUGGUGACAGAGCAAUCAAUGUUCUUAUUGAUGGCACUGCAUUACAAGCCGUUGGGUUGAGCAACGAGGUGUCUUUGCAAUCUGCUAUGGCUUGGAGGGCGGCAAGUGGCGGAGCUACGGCAUACAAUGGACAUACACUUGGGAAUGAAACUCUCGAAGAUGGCCUUGUUGCACCUCAGGUCAUUCUUGCCAUUCACGAUCUGUUCGACUGGAGGACCGACAUUGCAGCUGGAAACUCUGAGAAUGGCUUCUUCGUUGCAUAUGGGCUUGGGACUACCGAUCCAUUUCACGCAUAUCUGGAGGCGGCGUUGCUCCUCGCGUGUUCACACCCGAGAUCUGGCGUCUACGCAAUUGCCUCCAUCACAAUAGCCGCUUUUAUUUCUUGUCGAUAUUCGUCAUAUAAAUACUUGGCUGUGGAUAUGGAGCUUCCAGAGCCGUGUCCUAGAUGUGUUGAACUUCUUCAAGCACUGACGGAAAAGGCAGGCUUUGGUUGGGCGCCGAAGUCGCCCCCAAAGAGUUUUGAAGAGGGGGAGCAAGUCCGCCGACUGUGCCAGCGUUGGGCUGAUCGAUACGAAGAUGACGGUUUGGUUCAAGAGGGACUUGGUUGGUUCCAGAGCCUCGUGGCUACGGGUACAAUACGGAUGUUUGAUGCACUUGUCAAGAUUCCUGAGAUUGACAAGGCUGCUGGUUGGGUCUAG
Molecule: messenger RNA, 1575 nt
Organism: Trichoderma aggressivum f. europaeum
Lineage: Eukaryota; Fungi; Ascomycota; Sordariomycetes; Hypocreales; Hypocreaceae
Exons: 1
Coding region: 1-1575 (524 amino acids)
Source: RefSeq, a predicted model, not a curated record